AUGCCAUUUCCUCGAUCGGCAAAAGAAAUUUCAGCAAGUGAUGGCGAAUGUGGAAAUUUAUUUUCAAAAGACGAUCCGGAAAAGUUAUUUGUUGAUCUAAGAGAGAUUGGCCAUGGAAACUUUGGAGCUGUCUAUUACGGCCGAAAUUCUGACACAAAUGAAAUUGUUGCGAUUAAGAAGAUGUCGACCGGACGAAAACAAAAUACGGAAACAUGGCAAGAUAUUCUCAAAGAAAUUCGAUUCCUGCGAGAAUUAAAUCAUCGUCACUGUAUUUCAUAUCGUGGAUGUUAUCUAAAAGAGUAUACAACAUGGCUUGUAAUGGAGUAUUGUCUUGGCUCAGCGGCUGAUCUAAUCGAAGUCCAUAAAAAACCAUUAGAAGAAGGUGAAAUAGCAACGAUUGUAUGUGAUACACUCAAUGCACUGGAUUAUCUUCACUCGAUGCAUCGAAUACAUCGUGAUAUCAAGGCAGGAAAUAUUCUAUUAACAGAAGAUGCUAUCGUUAAAUUAGCCGACUUCGGUUCAGCUUCAAUUUCUAGUCCAGCGAAUAGUUUCGUCGGUACUCCUUAUUGGAUUGCACCUGAAGUUAUCUUAGCAAUGGAGAACGGACAAUAUGACGGAAAAGUCGAUAUUUGGUCGCUCGGAAUCACUUGCAUCGAAUUAGCUGAACGAAAACCACCAUUAUUCAACAUGAAUCCCAUGUCUGCACUUUAUCACAUUGCACAAAACGACCCACCGACAUUGAUGAUGAAUACAGAGAAUCAGCAACCGAAUGCGAACGGAGUUACGCCAGUGUAUUCGAACGAUUUUGUUGCGUUUAUUGCAAAAUGUUUACAAAAAAAUCCGAACGAUCGGCCAAUUCCUUCGGAAUUACUCCAAACGACAUUCAUUGUCCACAAAAGCAAUCGUGAAAUCUUAAUUGAUCUUAUUCGACGUACUAAAGAAGCAGUCAAAGAAUUCGAUAAUAUUCGUUAUCGUCGAAUGAAGAAAGUGCUCAUGGGUCAUGACGAGCAGAUCAGUAUUAAUACCAGUAAUUCUUCCGUGCCCAAUUCAAGUAUUAUGGAGUCGAAUGAAAUGAUUAUGAUGGAUAUGGAUAGUUCGAAUAAUACAUCCUAUCCAGUCUUAGACGAUGAUGACAGUCGUAGUGUAGAUUUCGUAUCGGACACCAAUCAUAUCUAUCCGAGUGAUGAAACAAGUUUAAAUUCAAGUCAAUCGAGUCUUCAACAUCCAUCUUCGAUGCCAAUGAAUAGUUUAUUACUCGGCCGACAGAUUUCGACAGCAUCGCAACCAACGCCUGCUCAAAUGAAUUCCAAUUCGAAUCGACGGUUUUCGUCAAUUGAAAUCAACAACGAAAAACAUCUCUCACUCCUUAAACCACUGCCACCCCUUCAAAUCAACGUUGAUGAAACAAGUCUUUCCACUAGAAAUGAUUCUAUUGCAUCUGAUAAUUCCUCCACACAUCAUGAGCACAGUUUUCAUCCUCCGCUUGCCAAUGAAUUUUCGACGAUAAAAACUUCGCGUAUUGUCAUUCGUGAACAGCGUGAACACGACCUCGAUGAUCAACAACGUGAACAAUUCCGUGGAUACAAACGUAUGCGACGGCAACAUCAGAAACAACUCAAACAAUUUGAAGAACGUUGUCGUACGGAUAAGCUCGAAUUGCGUUCGAAACUUGAACGCGAAUACAGUUCAUUUCAAGAACAAGUUCACAUUGAGAACAAUCGUUUAUUAGAAAAACAUCAAAAGGAAUUAUCUGAUCGCGUCAAAUACAAUCAAAAUCAUCUGAGAAAGUUUGAACGUGAACAACAAACAGAUUUCGAAGAUGAACUCAAACGUUUCCAACAGGAACAAUCAAAACAAUAUAAAAUGAAAAAGGAUACAUUCAAAAAAGAAAUCUUGAGUUCGUCCACACGCGGUAAAACCGAAAAAGAGUGUGAGAUACGUCGUUUAAAAGACGACUUGCAAUCUAAACUACGCACCGAAGAGCAAACAUUAAAAAAUCAACUAGGACAUGAUCACAAUGUUCGUCGUUUGCAACUAAAACGACGUAAACUACUAUUACUACACGUUCUAGAACAAAAACUAUUCGAAGAAAAAUGUACAAAAACCAUGGACACAGUCAUCCAAAGACAUGCUCUACUAAGAAAACACCACGAACAAACCAAAGAACUUGAACACAAACAAUUGGCCAAUCUACACAAAAUGCGGAAUGAAUUCACCAGCAAACAGCAUCACACUGAAAUCGCUAAUUUUCAUGAAUAUAGUAAUCGCCGUCAGAAAGAAUUAGCCAAACGACACGCUCUUAGUCAAAAGCAAUUUCCUAAAAGCAUUAAAAUGAAACAAGCAGAUAUUAAACGUCAACAUAAAGAAGCAUUUAAUACGCAAACAAAACAAUACAAAGCUUUAAAAGAGAAGACGCGGUUGGAUUAUCUGAAUGCGUCGACCAACGGCACACGUGAAGAGCUCGAUUUGAAAUUGAAAACACUUAAAAUGGAACAACGACGAAAAUUCGAUGUCUUAUAUCAACGUUAUGAAGAGACCAUGCAAAAAAUGCUUGAUCAUCAGAAUUUGAAAUUAAACUCCGAUCAAGAACGUGAACGUACUUCAUUGAAAACCAUACUCGACGAAGAUCAACGCAAUCUGCUCAGUUUACAAGAAGAAAGUCGUCAUCGAAUGGAACAACAACAUUGUGACGAGCGAAAACAAUUAGAACGUAACAUUGAGGAGCGAUUUACCGAACUGAAUAAACAGAUGGAACAGGAAUUAAGUGCAUAUAACGAAGAUCGAACACGGCAAUUUGCUUUACUUUUGGAAAAACAACGCCGCGAAUUAUCGCAAAUCGAUUCCGAAAUAACAAAUUUAGGUAUCAGCGUCGAUGAUCUAGCUGAAUCCAUGCAAGAUAUUCAUAUGUAUACUGCGAAUGCCAUUGUCAAUACGCCUUUAAAUACGAAUAAUCGAGCAUCGAUGAUCAGUUUACAUCGGUCUUAUAGCUCAAAUUCGUUUGUUGCCAAUGCAACGAAUAAUGGAAAUGGUACCACAACUCAUCAGUAG
Messenger RNA from Adineta ricciae, 3048 nucleotides. NCBI's taxonomy places the organism in Eukaryota, Metazoa, Rotifera, Eurotatoria, Adinetida, Adinetidae. The record is from the annotation of a GenBank genome assembly.